AUGGGCGUUAUUGUAUCGCCUAGUCUUUUGGAUGGUAAUUUCCACAAAAUCCUCCCAUCUUGGAAUACGAAUGGCGUACUGAGCUCCCCCGAAACCCUUACUGAAAGCCUCCAGCAUGAGCAGACGUCCGCUGUCGCGCUGGCGGACCCUCGCAUUGACGACAGGCCCCAACUUGGAUCCAGAACCGAAUGGUACUACUUCCAGGCUCAUCUGACCUCUGAGAUAUCUGACGAGCCUCUUCAUACUGUUUUCGUGUGCAUUUUUCGGCAUUCACCCCAUGGCGACAAGGGUCACUGUUGGGCCGUCGUCUACGCCGUCCUGGAUUGGAGGACGCAGAAGUAUGCUGCAUACUCCAAGGUGCCCAAUGGUGUGCCUGCGGGCGUCGCGAGGAUGAUGGAGACAAGCCAUCCACGUCUGAGCUCCAUCAUCCAAGACCUGGUCGAUACCGGCCCCAGUACCGACGGUACCCCAUUUCUCCCCGACACCCCUUUCACAAGCAAUGUCGAAAUCCGUCAGUCUGAAGGUCCGGCUUUGCAACUUGACUGGGACAACGGUGCAUUCAUUGUUGGUGAGAAUGGUUCUUACCAUUUAAAGGUACCGGAGAUUGAGCUCGACAUUCAGCUUCAGGCGACGAGGCCAAUGAUGCUUCACGGUUAUGAUGGAGUGACUUGCAAAGAUGACACGCACAAAAUGUUUUAUUACAGUUGGCCACGCACCGCAGUGGUGGGACAAUACCAGGGGACCCAGGUCGUUGGCACUGCCUGGGUAGACCACGAGUACUCCUUGGGCGUACUGGGGAGCCAGAAAAGCCCAGAUGCCCCAAUUCCCGGCUGGAACUGGUUUUCUCUGGUCACUAGUGGUCCAAGUAACCUGGAAAUCUGCAUUACACAGAUCUUUCAAGAGCAAAGUGUCAUUGAGGAGUACAUCGUAUACAUGGACAAUGACGGGAAGCGGCGCAAAGAAGACGUCUUCAGUCUUUUUCCGACCAAGAGCUGGGUCUCUGCGCAGACCUUCCAGAAGUUUGGCACUUCCUGGAAGCUUACCGUCCCCAGUCUCAACAUCGACAUUGACAUUGAGGCGGUUUGCCAGAACCAAGAAUUCCAAACUUGGAUACGGCUACCAUCCUUCUAUGAAGGCGCAGUUCGUUUCUCAGGCACCUGGGAAGGGGCGCCAAUUCGGGGGUUUGGAGCAAUGGAGCUUGCCAACGAGACCACUUCGGGCGACAAAUACAUGGAGGUGAUACUUGACAACGCUUCUGCACUGGUUCGAGCGGAAAUCGAAAACGUUGUCCCGAAAAGUCUUUGUCCAAACCAUUUUGAAUAUUUGACCGACGUUUCUUUUGACAGCGAGCAGGAACGGAUUAUCCAAGAGUCCAUUGUUGACCCAUUCUAUCUUCUCAAUAAUCGUGGUGGCAAAAACUGGCGUCCUAUGCUUCUCAGUGCGGCCGCUAGCUUAGUCGGCGGCGAUGCGAAUGAUUGGCGGCCAUUUCUUGUGAUCCCGGAAAUGAUCCAUACCGCCUCGUUGAUCAUUGACGAUAUUCAGGACGAAAGUGAAACCCGUCGCGGAGGACUGUGUGUGCACAAGGUCGUGGGGAUACCGACUGCCAUCAAUGCAGGGUGCGCCAUGUACUUUUGGGGAGAAACCAUUGUUCGGGACUGUGAGGCUCUUACCGAAACUCAGCGACGCGACUACUACGCAACGUAUUUUGAGAUGAUGAGAGUGGCCCACAGCGGUCAGGCGCUCGAUAUUGCUGGAAUGACCAUGGACAAUCUCCCGAGUAUCGAAGAAGCCAAGUCUAUACUCUCUCGUGUCGUCAACAUGCACCGAUGCAAGAGCGGCAAGCCUGCGUCGUGCUGCGGUGUUGGGGGGUCCCGACUCGGGGGAGGGACGAAAGAGCAGACGGAUGCUAUUGGUCUAUACGUUCAAAAUCUUGGUCUCGCCUUUCAGAUUCGCGACGACGUUUUAGAUGUUCUUGGCAAAGUAAAGGGUAAAAAUGCAGCAGACGAUCUUUACAAUCACAAAAUCACCUACCCUGUCGCCAAGCUCUUUACUCUGGACCAUCCCGAUCGCGAAAAGUGGUUCCAGCUCUGGGAAGACCGCGACGUACCGGGUUUUGUCGAAGCGCUCGAGUCGUCCGGUACGAUGGAGCUGUGCAAGGCAGACAUCGAGGGCAUGAUUUUGGACGGAUGGGCUGCUGUCAACUCUCUCACGCCCAACUCGUUCAGCAAGGUCCUAUUUCGCACGUUUGGAGAGUUUCUGAUUGAGCAGCACUACUAG
Molecule: messenger RNA, 2277 nt
Organism: Akanthomyces muscarius
Lineage: Eukaryota; Fungi; Ascomycota; Sordariomycetes; Hypocreales; Cordycipitaceae
Exons: 5
Coding region: 1-2277 (758 amino acids)
Biological process (GO): isoprenoid biosynthetic process
Molecular function (GO): prenyltransferase activity
Source: RefSeq, a predicted model, not a curated record